Diceros bicornis minor is the source of this 1909-nucleotide messenger RNA. It is a transcript of the gene ECHDC1, whose product is annotated as ethylmalonyl-CoA decarboxylase 1. The record is from RefSeq and is a predicted model, not a curated record. Gene Ontology annotation, cellular component: cytosol. Gene Ontology annotation, biological process: fatty acid beta-oxidation. The transcript is spliced from 6 exons. Gene Ontology annotation, molecular function: enoyl-CoA hydratase activity. Lineage: Eukaryota; Metazoa; Chordata; Mammalia; Perissodactyla; Rhinocerotidae. The coding region runs from base 86 to 991 and encodes 301 amino acids.
GACCCGCCCGGGCUCGGCGGCGCGGUCCCCGAGAAGCCCCCGCGCAGGCGCACUGCCCUCUGCUGGGCGUGGGACUUGGCAAGAAAUGGCAGGAAGUCUUUUGAAGACAUCAUCUAUGUCUGUAAGAACAAAACUGCUGCAGAAAACAGGAGUGUCACUUUAUAACACAUCUCAUGGCUUCCAUGAGGAAGAGGUUAAAAAACAGCUGCAGCAGUUUCCCGGUGGAUCCGUUGACCUUCAGAAGGAAGACAGUGGCAUUGGCAUUCUUACUCUGAACAAUCCGAGUAAAAUGAAUGCCUUCUCAGGUGUUAUGAUGCUACAACUUUUGGAAAGAGUGAUUGAACUGGAAAAUUGGACAGAAGGGAAAGGUCUCAUUGUCCGUGGGGCAAAAAAUACUUUCUCCUCAGGAUCUGAUCUGAAUGCUGUGAAAGCACUAGGAACUCCAGAGGCGGGAGUGGCCUUAUGUAUGUUCAUGCAAAACACCUUAACAAGACUUAUGAGACUUCCUUUAGUCAGCGUUGCGCUGGUUGAAGGCUGGGCGCUGGGUGGAGGAGCGGAACUUACCACAGCAUGCGACUUCAGAUUAAUGACGACAGAGAGCGAGAUCAGAUUUGUCCACAAGGAAAUGGGAAUAGUACCAAGCUGGGGCGGAGCUGUCCGGCUGGUUGAGAUAAUUGGCAGCAGACAAGCUCUUAAAGUGUUAACCGGGGCCCUCAAACUGGAUUCAAAAAAAGCUUUAGACAUAGGAAUGGUUGAAGAGGUCUUGCAGUCUUCAGAUGAAACUCAAUCUCUAGAAGCAGCACAAGAGUGGCUAAAGCAGUUUAUCAAAGGGCCACCAGAAGUAAUCAGAGCUUUGAAAAAAUCUGUUUCUUCAGGCAAAGAGCUUUGUUUAGAGGAGGCAUUACAGACCGAAAGAGAUCUUGUAGGAACACUUUGGGGUGGACCUGCAAAUUUAGAGGCUAUUGCUAGGAAAGGAAAAUUUAAUAAGUAGUUUUUUAAAAUAUGAUGUACUACCAGUAAAACUCCAAUGUAAUCAUUGUAAUCAUGUGUAUAAAAGUUAAAUGAUAUUAAAUAGGAACGUCAGAAUUACUUUGAAGGCUACCACUGUUAUUUGGGUUUUUAAUAAUUUUUUGAAUAGCUGAAUUCAUUGGCCUAGUUUUCAGUAUAUUUGGGUAUUUACCAAGUAAUCUGGAACAUUUGGCUAAAAUAUAUAAAACUUUUGGCUUAAAAAUUAUCAUCAAUUCUCAAAUUCCCAUAAUAGUUCUUAGCCUAUAACCAAAGAUCACUUUUUAAAAGGAAAACUUCUAUACAAAACCUAUUCCUGGGGUUAUCCUUCAUAAAGUCUUUCUUUGUCUUACCUGGAAAUAACUUACUUACAAAAAUAACUGAAUGAACCUUGUAGUUAAAGAACAAAAGUGGAGAGGGAUCAGGGGACAAGAAGAUGAGAAAAGGUAUGAUCAAUCAUUUUCUUCUGCUCCAAGCAGCUGAAAUAAAGAAGUCAUGGGGAAUGACCCUUCUUUUAAAUAAAGAUGCUCCCCACUUCCCCCCACUAAAACUUUGGAGCCUUAUUUAUUUGAUCUUUUUAAUAAUUAGUUUUCUAUUUUAAAUUAUCUACUAAACAGUGAUAGCCACUACCUGGAAAGUCUACUGACUCUACAAAAUUGGCCAUUCAUUUGUGUGCACUGGGAUUUCUAAACUAGUAGUAAGUACUACUAUUUAUGUAGUAAUGAAAUUGAACUCUAAAUCAAAACUGCCUAAGACUUCAAAGGGACUCAUGAAGCAUCCUGUAACAUACAUUUGCAUUUUACAUUAGAUUUCUAUUUUCUUCUGAAAAGUAACUAACCUUUCUUCUUUAAUAACUAGCUAUCUUUUAAAAGUAAAUUUAAUAAAAAUACACAAUUCAAACUUU